This is a messenger RNA of Thunnus maccoyii (southern bluefin tuna), 893 nucleotides long. Its product is annotated as astrocytic phosphoprotein PEA-15. The transcript is spliced from 4 exons. The record is from RefSeq and is a predicted model, not a curated record. The coding region runs from base 406 to 798 and encodes 130 amino acids. Gene Ontology annotation, biological process: regulation of apoptotic process; MAPK cascade. Gene Ontology annotation, molecular function: protein binding. NCBI's taxonomy places the organism in Eukaryota, Metazoa, Chordata, Actinopteri, Scombriformes, Scombridae.
GGCGUUUCCACGUUUCAGCAGCCGGUUACAGAGCAGCGGACAGCAACGCAGAAGGACCCAGAGAGGAGGAAUCACGACCAUCCUAAACCCGGCGUUAUCUGUUUUAUUACUGACAAACACUGACUUGACAGCCCCACCUCACCCGUGUCCCCCUUCACGGUUUCCCACGCUGAUGACACACAGACUCCAAUCCAUCAAUUGAAACCACAAAAGUGAGCCGAGGCUGACGGAGUGGACUUUUUUUUUUCUUUCUUCCUGUCCCUGCAGCACGUCUGUCCUCUCUAAGGGCCGACAUUGAAAAAAAAAAUCCCACAGAGGUGUCGUCUGUGAGAUCCAGAGGAGAUUAUCUUCCCCGCAUCUCUCUCUCUCCGUCUGUAGCUGUCUCAUUUUGCUGCGUCCGGGACCAUGGCGGAGUACAGCUCUCUGCUCAGCGAUCUGUCUGAAAACAUCACCAACGAGGACUUGGAGCAGCUCAAGUCAGCCUGCAAGGAGGACAUCCCUGAGGACCAGAGCAACAACAUCACCUCCUCCAAGGAGUGGUUCAGCUACCUGGAGAAGAACGACAAGCUGGCUCAGGAUAAUCUGUCGUACAUCGAGCACAUCUUCGAGAUUUCACGGCGACCGGACCUGCUGACGAGGGUGAUCGAGUACCGCACCACCGUGCUCAAGAUCUCUGAGGAUGACGAGAUCGACACCAAGCUCACACGCAUCCCUUCUGCCAAGAAAUACAAAGACAUCAUCCGCCAGCCCUCUGAAGAUGAGAUCAUCAAGUUGGCUCCUCCCCCUAAAAAAGUGUGAGGUCGCGACCCUGAGCCCUGAUCUUUGCACCUUGAUUUCUUCACGACUGGCACUCCAAUCAACCACCGACCAACCGUUUCUGACCAACCCCAACA